GUCCGGCUGGAAGAGCCUAGCAUGGGGGCCGGAUUGGGAGGAAUGCCUGGGCCCGACCAGUCUGACGGACGGACGGACGGACGGACGCAGAUGGGACGCGCCUGGCAGAACUCCAUUGUCACCAGCUUCUGUCUACAAACACAUGCAGUAGUGCCGGGUAGGAGGUGGACGACAUUUUGA
Molecule: messenger RNA, 180 nt
Organism: Protopolystoma xenopodis
Lineage: Eukaryota; Metazoa; Platyhelminthes; Monogenea; Polystomatidea; Polystomatidae
Source: the annotation of a GenBank genome assembly